CAACUUUUACAUUUUGGCGCUGACUUUAAAAUUUUGGCGCCUAGUCUCACUUUAACGAAAUAAAAUCUCUUUAAAAACAUCGAUGUGAACAACACGUGCGGGCUGCUGAGAGAUGGAGCGCACAAUAAAAACACGCGUCUUGCAGGCCCUGGAGGAUCUGAGCCGUAAAAACCUGGAAAAGUUUUGUUUCCACCUGAGGAACCGCGGGGACAAGCCGAAGAUCAGGACCCGAGAGGUGGAGAAGAAGAGUCCCGUGGAGAUCACAGACCUCAUGGUUUCUAAAUUCACCGCAGUGCGAGCUGUGAAAGUGACCGUGGAGACACUGAGGCGGAUCGACUGUAACCAGGAAGCUGAGACACUGGAAUCGAAGACCAAAGCAUGUGUGGACACAGGUGAUCCCAUUUUUUGUAAGACCUCUGAUGGGAAGUUGAACACAAAGCCCUCGCAGGAAGCUGAGAACCAUGCAGCCAGGCCCUUUCCUUUAAAUGCUGUUCAAGGUGCUCCUGUGAAGAGGAAGAGAUCCCUUCAGCCAGGCCAAGAGGGAAUGGCCCUCGUUGGUUUUGGUGCUCACAGAUGGGAGACGCUGCAGGGUCUGUAUGAGGACAAGUACAAAAUCAGCUAUGUCAAAUACCUCCGAACAAUGGAGUCAGAGUGCACACCUGGGUCCAAGAUGGAGGACGCCAUCAGAUACAUUUUACAGCGUGACCAGGAGUUGGCUGCAGCUGGCACUGCUCCCAGCAGGCCAUUCACCAGAUCCUUCUGCAGGGGACCCAGGAAGAGAAAGAGCAACAGAACCAGUUCCUCAAGGUCCGUACAAGGGAAGCAGAAAAGGACCGGGUCGAAGACACAACAAACCUGUCUUCUCCGUUUUUGACAAAAACCUCUUUGGUGGCCUCCUGUGGCAUACACAACAUUUCCGUCAGGAUCAAUCAAGUAUCUUUCUAUCUAUCUAUCUAUAUAUCUAUAUGUUUAUCUAUCUGCCUCAUUAGAUACAAGUAUAAUCAUUCAAAGCCAUUUAUUUAGGGAGCAUUUCUAAAGGACAUUCCCUAUUUAGAGAAAUGUAAAAAUGUAAUGUAGAAAUGCAUUACGUGGACGAAUGCUUCAGUGCCUAAUUGUAGCUUGGACACACUACAUCUUCUCUAAUUGUGGGAAAAGCCUUCUUACUUGUUUUCACAAUGUUAUUUAAUCCAAACAAAUGUACUCUGCAAAUAAAGCAUGUGGAUUUA
This is a messenger RNA of Paralichthys olivaceus (Japanese flounder), 1226 nucleotides long. The record is from RefSeq and is a predicted model, not a curated record. NCBI's taxonomy places the organism in Eukaryota, Metazoa, Chordata, Actinopteri, Pleuronectiformes, Paralichthyidae.